UGUAACUUUUAAGUAGUCAGGCAGCCUCUGGGCUGGACCAGGUGGAGCUCAACAACCUCUCUGUGCCGGCGCCAGAGCCACUGCUACAGAGCAAUCCAUGAAGGCCGAAUGACCUCCAGGACUCUGGUUUUUCAAGACCUGCAGGAAAUGAGUUGUCACCGUGGCGGAGUCCAGCUUUCAGCAGUGUGGGAGGUUCGGCUGUGGUGAGCCAGAGACGGGGAAUGUUUGUUCUCCUUUGCUCCCUUGCCAAACGCCAGAGAAGGCACCAUCUGAGGCCAUUUUCAUAGGCUCCUGAUUCCAAUCACCCAGAAUGAAGGGAACAACAAGUUUCCCAACCCUGAGCCUGUGGCAUCCUGGGGUGGUCGGGAGCAGAGAGAGGCUGAACACUGAUCAUAAGCCCAAUGAUACGUAUUGCUACAGCACUGUCAAUAACACCAGUACUGUGCUCCAGGGAGUGACCUUUGGUGGAGUUCCUACUGUCCUGCUCAUAGAUGUCAGCUGUUUCUUGUUUUUAAUAGUUGUGUUUUCCAUAAUACGAAGAAGAUUUUGGGACUAUGGCCGCAUCGCACUGAUGUCAGAAACAGACAGAGAGUCCAGAUAUCAGAGGCUGUCUUCCUCUUCCUCAGGGCAUCACGACUUUGAAUCAGAUCUGGGGUGUUGUUCAUGGCUAACUGCUGUUUUCCGAAUGCAAGAUGAGCAGAUCCAGGAGUGGUGUGGAGAUGAUGCCAUACACUAUCUGUCCUUCCAACGCCAUAUCAUCUUCCUGCUGGUGGUGAUCAGCAUCUUGUCUCUGUGUGUCAUCCUGCCUGUCAAUCUCUCAGGCGAUUUACUGGAUAAAGAUCCUUACAGUUUUGGGAGGACGACAAUAGCAAAUCUGCAGACUGGAAAUGAUUUGCUCUGGCUGCACACCAUCUUUGCUGUCAUCUACUUGCUGCUCACUGUUGGCUUCAUGAGGCACCACACGCAGUCCAUCAAGUACAAAGAGGAAAACCUGGUGAGGCGCACUCUGUUUAUUACAGGGCUCCCCAAAAACACCAGGAAAGAGACGUUAGAAAACCACUUCAGAGAUGCCUAUCCCACCUGUACGGUAGUAGAGGUCCAACUAUGCUAUGAUGUCGCCAAGCUAAUUUAUCUGUGUAAUGAAAUAAAAAAAGCUGAGAAAAGCCUGAACUAUUACACUAACCUGCAGACAAAGACCGGUGAGAGCACGUUCAUCAACCCCAAGCCCUGUGGCCAGUUCUGUUUCUGUGACAUCCAGGGAUGUGAGAAGGAAGAUGCCAUCGUCUAUUACACCCAGAUGAAAGACAGGCUGCUGCAAAGGUUAUCACAAGAGGAAUGCACUGUUCAAGAUCACCCCUUGGGAAUGGCCUUUGUCACCUUCCAGGAGCACUCCAUGGCUACCUUCAUCCUCAAAGAUUUCAACGCUUGCAAGUGUCAGGGCUGCAGAUGCAAAGGUGAGCCACAGCCCUCAUCCUACAGCAGAGAACUCUGCCCGUCCAGCUGGACCGUUGCCUUUGCCUCCUAUCCAGAGGACAUUUGUUGGAAGAAUCUUUCUAUUCAGGGCCUCCAAUGGUGGUUCCAGUGGUCAGGCAUCAAUUUCAGCCUCUUCGUAGUAUUGUUCUUCCUGACCACUCCCUCCAUCAUUAUCUCCACCAUGGACAAGUUCAAUGUCACCAAACCCAUUCAUGCCCUAAAUGACCCAAUAAUCAGUCAGUUCUUUCCAACACUUCUUCUGUGGUCCUUCUCCGCACUGCUGCCUUCCAUUGUCUACUAUUCCACACUGCUGGAGUCCCACUGGACCAAGUCAGGAGAAAACAGAAUAAUGAUGAUCAAGGUGUACAUUUUCCUGAUCUUCAUGGUGCUGAUCCUUCCCUCUCUGGGUCUUACCAGUCUAGAUUUUUUCUUCCGGUGGCUGUUUGACAAAGCUUCCUCUGAGACCUCAGUGAGAUUGGAGUGUGUCUUCCUGCCUGACCAAGGUGCCUUCUUUGUGAACUACGUCAUCGCCUCAGCCUUUAUUGGCAACGGCAUGGAGCUUCUGAGGCUGCCUGGACUCAUUCUCUACACCAUCCGCAUGAUCAUGGCCAAGACAGCUGCCGACCGAAGGAAUCUCAAACAGCAUCAGGCUUUUGAGUAUGAGUUUGGAGCUAUGUACGCAUGGAUGCUAUGUGUUUUCACCGUCAUCAUGGCCUACAGUAUUAUCUGCCCCAUCAUCGCCCCUUUUGGUCUUAUCUACAUCCUCCUCAAGCACAUGGUGGAUCGACACAACAUCUACUUUGCCUAUCUCCCUACCAAACUGGAAAAGAAGAUCCAUUUUGCUGCUGUGAACCAGGCUCUGGCUGCACCCAUCCUCUGCCUCUUCUGGCUGUACUUUUUCUCCUUUGUGAGGUUAGGUUUCCGGGCGCCCACAAGCCUAUUCACCCUGCUGGCAGUGCUGUUCACCAUCGCCGUCUGCAUAGGCUACACCUGCUUCGGCUGCUUCAAGCACCUCAGCCCCCUCAAUUACAAGCUAUGGAACCAAAGUGCCAACUCCUCUUUUUGCCAACAGAUGUAUGUGCCUAGGGUCCUGAGCAGCUUGGCCUCGGAGAGGACUUCCCUGUCCCCACAUGAUCAGCAGACAUAUGGCGCCGUCCAGAACAUCAGCGGGACCCUCCCUGGACAGCACUCUCCAAAGCCUUCAGACUUUGCUCCUUCCUUGGAUGACUGAGAUAAAUCUAACCCGGGAUGAGCAUGAAUGGGGUGGAGCCCUCCAUCUGGCUCUGGGGAGAAGGAGAAGCUGGAUAGACACAGCUUGGUUUCCAAGCACUUCAGCUUUCUCCUUUUCUUUUGACUCAUUUUAAGCUCCAUUUUCCUAGUACAGGACAAGCCAAAUGGCUCACAAAGUCAGAGGUCUGCCUGAGAGGGUGGUUAAGGCUCCUGGCCCAAAUCGCUCGGUGGACAUCCACUAGAUGGCCAGUAGGAGGGGCAACCCCAGCUUUUUGGAUUCCCAUAGCCGCUUUUGAGAGGUUUUCCCUUCCAGUUCUGUCCCCUGGCAAUGCAGCCCCUAAGGUGCCAGCAUAUAUAGCUCACUGUCUGCAACGAAGUACUUUAAUUGAGGGUUCAUGUUAGCAUUGUGGCCCUGGAUAAACAAUCCAAGGGACUGGGAAUAAGAGACUGGGGCCAGGGCAGCCUGGAGCAGGAGGUUUUCUUUCUUCUGAGCCCUUGCACUAACAUGUAUAUCCAAGCACACACAUGUACACCAAAUACACAUAAUCCAAUUGUAUGCAAAGAGCCUUCAGGGGCAAAGGUUGCUGGGUAAGUUUCCAGGUCAGAGGAAGGAGACUGCUCUUGGUCCAGUCUUCCCUCUGCACCAUUGAAUUCCCACCUGUCAGGGAGUCCCAGUUUAUUUGGUGCUGGGCCCAGUCUGCUCAAGACCUUCCCGGUAGCUGCCCCAGCACCAGUGGUGAUGAAGGGGAAGGUGGUUUUAAGCCCAUCUCUUCUUGGGCUGAAUGCCAACUCCAUCCACAGCACCAUCGCUCCCUGCCUACGCCUGCCUUAUUGCUUGUGUUGGUUCUUGUGCUUUCCUGUUGCCUCAUGAUGUCAGUGACACUGACAGCCAGGUCAGCCAGGGCUGGUGUCAUGUGGCGCAAAGAUGAAGAUGAUGGUCCCUUAAUAAAGCAUGGAACAGAGAGUGCACAGGUGGCCAGGCCAGGUGAGGUUCUCUUUCUGACUUGACUCUCUCCCUGCCCUAUGACUAUUUGGGGUGUAAGACCUGCUCCCCCACAACAUACACCCCCCUACCUUUGGUAACUAGCUAUCCUGGUCCCUUUCAUCCUUCUGCCUCUCCAUCCCACCUCCCCAGCCAGGCAGCUGGUUGACUCAAUGUUACUGGAAUGAGCGCCUACUCUGGAAUGAGAUGACCUCAGCUUGAACCCAGCCAUUAAUUCAUUAAUUCAGCCAUGUCAUUAAUUACCUGUGUGACCUUGAGCAAAUCACUCUCUGGCCCACAUUUUCCAUAGCUGUAAAAAGGAAUUUUGAGACAAGAUGACCUCUAGGCCCCUUCCAAUUCUAAAUCUCUAAAUUACACCACUGCUUAGGUGAAUAAAGGGCAUCUUGCAUCUUU
Vombatus ursinus (common wombat) is the source of this 4099-nucleotide messenger RNA. Its product is annotated as CSC1-like protein 1. The transcript is spliced from 23 exons. NCBI's taxonomy places the organism in Eukaryota, Metazoa, Chordata, Mammalia, Diprotodontia, Vombatidae. Gene Ontology annotation, molecular function: calcium-activated cation channel activity; nucleic acid binding. The record is from RefSeq and is a predicted model, not a curated record. The coding region runs from base 311 to 2704 and encodes 797 amino acids. Gene Ontology annotation, cellular component: plasma membrane.